UCUCUCUCUCUCUCUCUCUGCCGCUCCUGAUUGACUCCCCCAAUUCUCUCUUCUCCGACGCUUUUAGGGUUUGUUUCUUUCUCUAGAAAUCUCCUUAGGGUUUCCUUGUUCAGUUAGGUCUGUCAGAAUUCCCAGAUUUCCGAUUCCUAUUUAGUUUUGUAAUUUUGACCUUAUUGGGAAAGUACUUUGCUUUUUAUUUCCUUCCGUUAUUAGGGUUUCGACUAUUAACUUCCUUAAAUUCUAGGGUUUUGGUUUUCGAUUUCUGUACAAUUUCAAUAUCGGAUCGUGUUAUCUUUUAGUGGAAUUCUAGGGUUUUCGAAUCUUUGUUUGGGAGGAAAUUUUUUUUUUUCUUCAGACUUUCUUUUUUCGGGGGAUGCUGAGAUGGUGAGUUCAGAGGGAUUGAUUGCUCCCCUGCCGCCUCCUCAAGCGGCAGCGAGGCAAUACGGGGUGACAAAGCCAAUAUCGACAGCUGGGCCUACAGAAGCCGAUAUUCAAAGGACUUUAGAGUUAGAGAAGUUUUUGGUUGAUGCGGGGCUUUAUGAGAGCAAAGAGGACGCUGACAAGAGAGAGGAGGUUCUUCACCGAAUUGGGCAGAUUGUUAAGGAUUGGGUGAAGCAACUUACUCGCUUGAGAGGAUACACAGAUCAAAUGGUUGAGGAUGCCAACGCUCUUAUUUUUACAUUUGGCUCCUAUAGGCUUGGGGUGCAUGGUCCUGGGGCUGACAUAGACACAUUAUGUGUUGGGCCAUCCUAUGUCAAUCGAGAGGAAGACUUCUUCUUUAUAUUGCACAACAUUUUGGCUGAGAUGGAAGAGGUGACCGAACUGCAACCAGUUCCAGAUGCUCACGUUCCUGUAAUGAAGUUCAAGUUUGAUGGAAUAUCAAUCGACCUUCUUUAUGCAAGUAUUUCUCUCUUGGUUGUACCAGAAGACCUGGACAUUUCUGAUGUAUCUCUGUUGUACGAUGUCGAUGAGCCUACUGUUCGAAGUCUUAAUGGCUGCAGGGUUGCGGAUCAAAUUUUAAAACUUGUUCCAAAUAUUGAGCAUUUCUGUACAACACUCAGAUGUUUGAAGUUUUGGGCGAAGAGGCGUGGUGUUUAUUCCAAUGUUACUGGAUUUCUUGGGGGAGUGAACUGGGCUCUUCUUGUUGCCCGGGUGUGCCAGCUUUAUCCCAAUGCAGUUCCCAGCAUGCUGGUUUCUAGAUUUUUUAGAGUAUAUACACAGUGGCGUUGGCCAAAUCCUGUCAUGUUAUGUGCUAUUGAGGAGGAUGAACUUGGUUUUUCUGUCUGGGACCCACGUAAAAAUCCUCGUGACCGGACUCAUCACAUGCCAAUUAUAACCCCUGCCUACCCUUGUAUGAACUCCAGCUACAAUGUGUCGCAAAGUACCCUGCGUGUUAUGGUGGAGCAGUUUCGAUACGGAAACAAAAUCUGUGAGGAAGUCGAACUGAAUAAAGCUCGGUGGUGUGGUCUGUUUGAGCCAUAUUUGUUCUUUGAAAGCUACAAGAACUAUCUCCAGGUUGACAUAGUUGCAGCUGAUGUUGAUGACUUGCGUGCUUGGAAAGGCUGGGUCGAAUCUCGGCUUAGGCAACUGACUCUAAUGAUUGAACGGGAUACUUUAGGGAUGUUACAAUGCCAUCCUUAUCCCCAUGAGUAUGUUGAUAUGAACAAACAAUGUGCCCAUGGUGCGUUUUUUAUGGGUUUGCAGAGGAAACAAGGAGAGAAGACUCAGGGUCAACAGUUCGAUAUACGAGGGACUGUUGAUGAGUUCAGGCAUUCCAUUAAUAUGUAUCUGUUUUGGAAACCGGGGAUGGAAAUUUAUGUUUCUCAUGUUCGUAGAAGGCAACUUCCUCCAUAUGUGUUUCCUGAUGGUUGUAAACGACCUCGACCCUCUAGAAUUAUGGCCCAGCAGCAGGCUGAUAAAUUGCCUUAUGAUGACGGUGAAGUUAGUGUGACAGGAUCUGGUGAGAGACACCUGAAGAGGAAGAAGGAUCUCGAUGGGGUGGAUGUGAAUCAAGUUAUGCCACUAGAGAAACGGCAAUCUCUUAGCCCACAACCCCGUGAUUCAGUUUCUCCUGUAAUUAUUUCUGACAAGGCAAGCAGUGCAUCUCCGGAGCAGUCGGAUAAAGGUUUUAGCAUGGAAGUGGUUGAGUCAAAUAAAAGAACACUGUCGGGAGAAACGGAGCCUGAAUAUGCCUCAAAUUCCAGUACUAUUACAAAUGUUACAAGCAAGGGCAGUUGUGAUGAUGCGGGAUUUGGAUCAGUGGCUGUUAGCAGUGAGGGGAAUACUAGGAGUGUUGAGGGAAGCAGUGUUGGGAGUAACAACCCAGGAUAUUUGCAGGGCGAUGUAUGCGAGGCAGACUCGGAAUCUCUUUCAGAUAAUGGAUGUGGAAAUGGAAACCUGCGGCAAGAUGGAUCUCAAGAAGCAUUAGAGCCGAAUGCUGCAUUUGGGAUGCUACUCAAUUCCAACGAGGGAGUAAACUCUGAACAAAAAGCGGUGAUAAGGUUGAGUCUAACAUCAACGGCCUGAGCAAGCUGGAUCUUUGUAUAUUUGGCUGUGAAGUUAUUACUCAAAAUGAGAGAGGAAGAAAGCCAGCAGCUCGGGUAAGUGUUCUUAUUAUCGCUGGCUUUCAUUUGAUUCUUUUUCAGGCUUGAUCCAUGCACCCUUGCGGAUGAAGCCAAGAGAUUCGAACUGAAGUCCAUGGUUUUUUGUACAAUUUUCUUAUUUUAGAACUUGUGAAUUAUACUGAUCUGCGUAAGUUUUGAGCUUUGGAUGCUCUUAAGAGUCUUAAGAGGAUUUAUUCAGAUGCUCGCUAACUUGUGCAUAUAGUAGUAGGUUUUUACUUUUCGUCAUCUGGCGGUUGUGGCAAAGUGUCCUAGGUUCUCCAGGUCCAGGAAAAAAAAACCAAAAAAAUUGAAAAAGGUGAAAAAGUUAAAUAGUGUCUUCUCUUUGUAAGGGUGGUGGGGGGAAAUGUGUUGCUGGCUCUGUAAUGUGCUCAACGUACAAUGGUUGUCGGAUCUUGUUUGAGUUUGAGUGGGACCACUGUUGAGGGUGUGUCUAUCUUCAUUCGACCUUUGUACAUUAUAUGCAAUGUAAUGAAUAUUCAACUUC
Messenger RNA from Prunus avium (sweet cherry), 3108 nucleotides. The record is from RefSeq and is a predicted model, not a curated record. NCBI's taxonomy places the organism in Eukaryota, Viridiplantae, Streptophyta, Magnoliopsida, Rosales, Rosaceae.